AAGUAUUGAUUUUAACUGCACACAAUUCUCACUUUCAAAGCCUGAAACAGUGGUUCUCUUGUCAGCUGUAUGGUUCCAAUUAUUCACAGAGAAGCGUUGGCGAAAUGGCAGAUGGGCAAACAUUGAGACUCAUUGAGAAACCACGAAGUGAAAGCGGAGGGCAGGAUUUGAGUGAAGAUGACAAGGAAACUGAAGAAGGGGAACCGGUCCAGGCAGAUGGCAUAAAUUUUUGGCAGACGGCUAUUUCCUUAUCAGGUUCGUUUGCCGGCUUGGGUUUCCUUGCCGUGGAAGUUCUCGUCGUCAGUACGGGUUGGGACGGUUUCUGUCUGUUCUUGUCCCUGUACUUAGCUUUGUUCUACACGUCCGUGAUACUGGGCCGCUGCUGGAAUAUGGUACGGGAGAAAUGGGGCAAUGAGCGGCAUCCGUACGGCGCCAUUGGCUACGAGGCCUAUGGUGACUGGGCACGAAAACUUAUCAACUUUCUAGUGGCAGCCACCUGCUUUACCAAUGCCAUUGGUUCGCUACUCGGCUUCACGGAGCUGACCCUGACGAUAGGCGGACCGGCACUGCAGGGCACGCUGUGCUACUGGCCGCUUGCUUAUGGUCUACUUAUCUGUCCAUUUCUGUGGCUAGGUACACCCAAGAAUUUCUGGUGGAUUUUGGCAAACAGUUUCUUCACCGUCGUUCUGUCGGUGAUUCUGAUCAUCAUGUCCAUUUUCCUGGCCGGCGAUUCUCACUCCAGCGGGUACGCCAGCGAUUCUAAUUCCAGCGGGUACGCCGGCGCCUCAGACGAAACACAGCAAGAGAGCCAAUAUCUGCACCUUGCUGAGAUCGCCGGAACGGUGAUAUGGCUGGUCGGCCUGCACGGCUCUUUCCCGACCGUGCAGCAAGACAUGAAACAGCCGCAGGCCUUCACACAGUCCAUUAUCCUUGCUGACUUAAUGACGUUAUUUUUAUGUCUUCCUGUGAUGCUGGCCUUGUUCAUUGUCUAUGGUGACACGCUGACCAACGUGACGGGUAACGCCAUUGUCUUCACGCUGCUGCCCGAUGACGCCCUCAAGAAAGUCUCAGCCUUUCUCAUCUUAAUCCAUUUGGCUGGGGUCGUCUUGGUCGUGAACAACCCACUGUUCCAGUACCUCGAAGAGGUGCUCAAUAUAUCCCCGGAUUUCAGCUGGAAGCGAGUGGUGCUCCGCUCCUCCAUUCUCCUCGGCCAGGUCUUCAUCCAGGAGACAUUACCUCACUUCACCUUAGUGUCCUCCAUCUCGGGCGGCUUCCUGACCCCACUCCUUGCUCUACUCAUUCCCUGUCUGUGUUACAUACGUCUUCGGAGUCAACGCCAAGAAAAACCCUCAAAUUGGUUCGUGUUGGAAACAGUCGUCUGCUUGUUCAUCAUCGCAGCAACUCCUUGUCUAAUGGUAGCCAUCUUGCUCGGCACGGGGACGGCGAUUGCCCGCGGGGACACGGCGUUUACUGUGCCAUGUUACGUCAAUGCGACCCGGGCUGCUCUAUGAAUAUUGAGAACAAAACACUCUAGGACUCCGUGCGUGAACUAGUAUUGCGUCUUCCAAGAAACAAAGCAGAGUUUUGCAGCAUUUUAUAUUUUUAUUAAACUGAAAUUGGUUAAUAUAACGCAGGGGUUACAAUCAAUGUGCCUUUUCCUAGAUUAUGAAAAUUAUUCAUGAAUACAGUGAUCCAGUGAUAAUGCAAAUACCAAGGUGGUUAUCGUAUUUUUAAAUAUUUUUUAUAUUAAUUGGUUGAAUUGUUAAUGUGUUUAUUUAAUAUUUAUCUCAAUAUUUUAUGUGUUUUUUUUACUUCGUAAUGCAAAGCAAGUCUAACUGCUGUAGAAAUUCAAUGUGUUUUUGAGUUUUGUAAAAACCAACUUCAGUGUGUUAAUACCUUUCAUAUUCGUUUACUGCUCCGGUAUGUAUUAAAAAUAUUAGUUUAGGAUUAAUAAGGCACUUAAUAAAAGGUAUGUGUCUCCAGCUUCAGUUUUA
Patiria miniata (bat star) is the source of this 1994-nucleotide messenger RNA. Its product is annotated as amino acid transporter AVT1J-like. The transcript has 9 exons. Bases 105 to 1511 code for a protein of 468 amino acids. The record is from RefSeq and is a predicted model, not a curated record. NCBI's taxonomy places the organism in Eukaryota, Metazoa, Echinodermata, Asteroidea, Valvatida, Asterinidae.